GUAAUAUUGUCAACAAAAUGAAUAUAUUAAUUCUAUUAGUUAUUUUAGUUUUUACCUAUUUUUUAUUUAGAAAUAGUUCAAGAAUCAGUAAAAUUAAUUCUAAAAUACCGGGUCCGAUAGGUUUACCGAUAUUAGGACAUUGUAUGUUUAUGGGUGGGGAUCUUCAUUUGCAAUUUCAAAAAUGGUUUAAAAAAUAUGGUAAUGUCUUUAGAAUCAGAGUUGGUAUUUACGAAACAGUUGUAAUAACUGGUUAUCCCACUUUAAGAAAGGCUUUUAUCGAAAAUUCUGAAAUUUUCGAAAAAAGAUGGCAACCAAAUAGUAGAACUCUUUUAAAUAAAUGUGAAGAGGUGGUAUGGGAAAAUGGAGAAAGACACAAAAUUUUAAAGCGUAUUGUACUUAGUGAAAUGACAACAGUAAGAAUUAAGAGAAUGGAAGAUCAUAUUGUACAAGAGUGUAAAAAAUUAAUUAAGCUAUUUGACGACCAUGCAGAAGACGGAAAGCCAUUUGAAAUCAACAACUAUCUCCAUAUGUUUUCAUUAAACAUUAUACUUAGAUUCCUCUUUGGUGUAGACUAUCCAUAUGAUAAGGUUUCCCACUCUGAAGGAAUUAUCAAAGCAAUUUCAGACUUUCUUGUUGUAGCAGGUAAUCCACUUAUUUACGACUUUGUUCCAAUUUUUACAAAAAAAGAAUCAAAAGAUAUUAAGCACCCUUAUUUCGUCACCUUUAAUAGACUUAUCACAGAAACCGAUAAUUUAAUAAAGAAAUACCAAAGAGAUAAUGAAGCUAAUCUAGAUUCGAAAGAAAAUGGAAAUAUAAUUACUGGUUUACUUAAAGAGUAUGAAAAAGGUUCAAUAACAUGGGGUAAUGUGGUCAACACCUCAAUUGAUAUGAUUGUAGCUGGUAGUGAUACAAGUGCAAAUACUGUUAUUUUUGGCCUAAUCUCUUUAUCUAACCAUCCAGAAAUUCAAACCAAGUUACAUAAAAGCAUUGUGUCUACAGUUUCACCAAAUGAAGAUGUAAUUACCCACAGUAAAUAUAGUCAAAUUCUUCCAUAUCUAUCAAUGGUAAUGAAGGAAACUUUUAGAAAAUUCCCAAGUACACUUUUAGGAAUAUCACAUGAAACAACUCAAGAUAUUGAAAUAGAAGGUCAUAAAAUCGCUGCUGGCACCCAAAUAUUUCAAAAUAUUUAUUCAUCACAUAGAAGUGAAGAGUUUUUCCCAAAACCUGAUGAAUUUAUUCCAGAAAGAUUUAAUGAAGGUUCCAAUUUGUAUUAUGGAAGUCAAACAAAUUUAUUGCAUUUUGGUUGUGGUGUAAGAGAUUGCAGUGGUAAAUCUUUAGCAACAUGUGAAAUCUUUACAAUUUUAGCAACCUUAGCAAAUAGAUAUGAAUUUAUUAACCCAAAUCCCAAUACUCCAUUAAUUGAUUAUGGUACUUUUGGUUUAACCUAUCAAACUCCAUCAACUCAUCUUAUAAUUAAAAAAAGAUAAAAAAAUUUUAAACAACAUUUCUUAAAUCGAUUAAAAGUUUUUUUAUUAAUACAUUUAAUUUAAAUAAAUAAAUAAAUUUUAUUUGAUUAU
Molecule: messenger RNA, 1577 nt
Organism: Dictyostelium purpureum
Lineage: Eukaryota; Evosea; Eumycetozoa; Dictyosteliales; Dictyosteliaceae
Exons: 3
Coding region: 18-1487 (489 amino acids)
Molecular function (GO): monooxygenase activity; iron ion binding; oxidoreductase activity, acting on paired donors, with incorporation or reduction of molecular oxygen
Source: RefSeq, a predicted model, not a curated record